GCUUAGACAGUAACAAUAUAACACGCAAUGGCUAAAGACCUUGUUAUUUUAGCGUAUUCGGGAGGUUUGGACACUAGUUGCAUUUUAAAAUGGUUGAUACAAAAAAAUUACGAUGUCGUAUGUUACAUGGCUAAUGUCGGACAGGACGAAGAUUUUGGAAAAGCCAAAACGAAAGCGAAGAACAUUGGCGCGAAAGAUGUAAUAAUAGAAGAUCUGCGUAAAGAAUUCGUCGACAACUAUAUGUUACCAGCCGUUCAAAUGGGCUUAAUCUACGAGAGUCGAUAUUACCUCGGCACUGCUUUAGCCAGACCCUGCAUCUCCGUUGGCAUUGUCACCGCUGCUAAAAAGCUAGGCGCUAAGUAUAUAUCACAUGGAGCUACGGGUAAAGGCAACGAUCAAGUCCGCUUUGAACUAAGUGUAUACUCACUAUGGCCAGAAGGAAAGAUAAUAGCACCAUGGCGUCUUCCAGAGUUCUUUGAACAAUUCCAAGGUCGCAGCGAUCUUAUAGAAUUCGCGAAGAUUGAGAAUAUACCAGUUGCAGCAACACCUAAAGAACCUUGGUCAACGGAUGAAAAUAUUAUGCAUAUAAGCUACGAAUCCGGUGUACUUGAAGACCCUGGAGUUGUGGCACCAUCUGGAAUAUACAAGAUGACACGCGAUCUUAACAAGACUGAAGACUAUCCGAGCACUAUUGACAUUGUUUUUGAUAAAGGUUUACCAGUGUCCAUUGUGAUACCAAGCGGUCAUGAAAAACCAAUGGAAUUAUCAGAUUCUCUAACUAUAGUUCAAACAUUAAAUAAACUUGGAGGUCAGCAUGGUGUUGGACGAAUUGACAUCGUCGAAAAUCGAUUUUUAGGUCUUAAAUCACGAGGCUUGUACGAGACCCCGGCUGGAACAAUACUACACGCUGCGCAUCUCGACCUUGAGGCCUUUGCUUUGGAUAGAGAAGUACUAAGGAUGAAGAAAUAUCUGCAAGAAAAAAUGUCUGAUUUUGUAUACAAUGGCUUUUGGUUUUCUCCCGAAGCAACAUACACCCGAAAAUGUCUAGAAUUAUCCCAACAGGGCGUCAGUGGCAAAGUCACCGUACAAAUCUACAAAGGAAAUGUUACGAUACUAUCCAGAAAAAGUUCGACUAGUUUAUACAAUAAGGACCUAGUUUCAAUGGAUGUUGCCGGAGGAUUCUCCCCUGAAGAUAGCACCGGAUUUAUUAACAUCAAUGCAAUCAGACUCAAAGAAUAUGCUCGAUUUACUGCACAAACUAAAUUUUAAUUUAUAAACGAAAGUAAUAAAGCUUGGUUUA
This is a messenger RNA of Papilio machaon (common yellow swallowtail), 1300 nucleotides long. RefSeq names its product argininosuccinate synthase (gene Ass). The coding region runs from base 28 to 1269 and encodes 413 amino acids. Gene Ontology annotation, cellular component: cytoplasm. The record is from RefSeq and is a predicted model, not a curated record. Gene Ontology annotation, biological process: L-arginine biosynthetic process; urea cycle. NCBI's taxonomy places the organism in Eukaryota, Metazoa, Arthropoda, Insecta, Lepidoptera, Papilionidae. Gene Ontology annotation, molecular function: argininosuccinate synthase activity; ATP binding. The transcript is spliced from 10 exons.